This is a messenger RNA of Bombus huntii, 7593 nucleotides long. RefSeq names its product neurotrimin-like. Lineage: Eukaryota; Metazoa; Arthropoda; Insecta; Hymenoptera; Apidae. The transcript is spliced from 11 exons. Gene Ontology annotation, cellular component: neuron projection. The record is from RefSeq and is a predicted model, not a curated record. The coding region runs from base 3170 to 4831 and encodes 553 amino acids.
ACACAUCCACAGUCUAAUUAUUCCUUAUCAAGAGAUUUCAUUAUUCACCCAUUAACAUAGAACCACGCAAAGACACGAAGAACAAUAACAUUGCAUGAUACGAAAUCAUCUCACCUAUCAAUCAUAUAUAUUAAAAUCUCGUUUAACUUAAUCAAGUUACCUGAAUUCAAGUAACUUGAAAUCACUUUACUAGUGUGAACUUGUUAUUUAAUUGAUUUAAGCUAUUUUGUCAAGUUUCUACCCUCGUUUACAUUAGUCGAAUCCCUUAAAUUCGAGUAACCAGAUUAAUCUGAACGGGGCUUAGUUCCACGCGUGAAUAUCAGAUCGUGUAAAGUGUAAAUGGGUGGAUAUAUGUGGUGGAAAUCUCCUUGAUUUUAGUUCGCCAAUGAAAACGCUAAACAUGGAGGGAGGGAGGGGGGGGAAGAAACACAGCAAGGGGUUAAGCGAAGAAACAGCGGAGGCAAAGAAAGGUCGGUAGAGGAGUUGGCAACACGUUUCGUUUCCGCUGCCGUCAUCUUCAAGUCAUCUCUUACUGGUUUACGAUAGCACCCCCGCGAAACUUUCGGUACACCCGCACUUAAAGUCAUCCUUCGAAAUAGUGCGAUGUAGGUGCUAUAAUGUCUGUUACGAAUACUAUUGCUGAUGGUGGGCUGGGUUUAUGACUUGCACUACUUCGCAUGCCACGUUCCUGAAAGACGCGAAUCGCUUAAACUCUUCCUGAAACCUUUUUCGGAUGACUUUCACGCCAUACUGUGCACCCCUUCGCAAACGGAACUCGCCAGCAGCAAGUUUAAGGGAGGUUCUUGUACCAUUUCGAAGCGAACAGUCGCACAACGUCGCCUUUUUACUUUAACGCCGAUGGAAAUCGUAUUUUUUAUAGACGAAGCGACUUUUGAUUGUUCGCAGUAGAACGAGUGUUCUGUAAAUGAAGAUUGAAUGCGAGGUUGCAUCUACGAUUUGAUACAGUAUUCAACGAGUUAGUAAAUAUUUGGUAGAUACAGCGGUUGCACAGUUAGAGAGUUGAAUACAUUUACAUAUUUUAUACGGGUUGGUAUAUUUCGUUGAUAGUUUCUCUUUCGUUAGUACAUUUAGUUAUGUUUCAUAUAGGUAUGUAUAAUGGUGAAUAGAGGAAAAUUAAAAAUUUCCAUUUGUAUAAAAUUGCUUAUAUAAGUUCUAGCAGCUUUUGUAGUAGGUUUACUACAGUCAUUUAUUCUGCAGCACCUAUUUAUUAAAUACUAUAUAUACUGAUACUAGAUAUAUAGACAUGUUAAUACUUAAUAUAAAUUAUCUGUAAGUAGUUAUAAAUGUGAUUAGAUCAGUAUAGUUAUUGUAUAACAAAAGUGAUUCAAUAGAACAGCAUUGAAUAGUUAAUUAUGCUUUGUACAUUUUAAAAUUCACUUGAAUUUUUAAACUGUAAGAUGUUCCGUAUGCAUUUCAGUACAAUGUCUAUUAUUGUAUUUCAUGGCUAAGGAUAAUAUGAAAGCGCCAUAUAUGCAAAAUUCUUUAAAAGCUUUAAGGAAAGUGUUGAAAAGAUAUUAAAGAAUACAGAAGGAAAUGAUAAUGGUUUUGCUUUUAACAUCGUACAUAGCAAAAGUGGGCUGUAAAGGGUAGAAUGUUAUGUAUUAAUAGAUUUACUGAAUUAAAAUUCCUUUUGCCUAAUAAAAUCUUACUGUUAGACCGUAGAUGCCUACUUGAUAUUUUGACACGAAGCUCACAGAAGCCUAUUCUUAUAUGUGUCAUCACAAGCUUAUAUUUGGCUUAGAUUAUUCCUUGUACUUUUACGCUUUUUAUAUAUAGGUCUUAAUCAAUUUACCACUGCCUCAUUCUUCCUGCUUCCCUCCUUACUCAAUACGCUAGGCUCUAUUCUAUAGCAAUCCCUUUAAUAACUUUUUUAUGCCCCUAUUUCUAUCUUAUAAAGAACGCAUUUCUUGUUUUUGUCCUCCAGCUAGUACCAGCUUUCCUCUUUCGCUUUUCCACACCUUAUUCUCGCGAUUAAUUCUUGGCUGUCUUCGCUUCCCUCCCUCUCUAGAUGCUCUCCCCGUCCUUAUAUAUUUAUAUCUUCUAUAUUUGUCGUUCAUGAUUUUAUUGUAGCGUACCUAAUAUUGCAACUCAUGUCCCUUUCAGUUAGAGUUUUAAUUACAUCUACAUAUAUUUUGUUGCCUUAAAUUUCCCACUCCUGGUCGACUAGGUCCGUUUCUAUAAAAUUUAUCCUAUAUCUAAUCAGAGUAACAAAAGAAUAAUUCCUCUAUCCAAAUAUUCUGUGACCGAUAUUGCCUGAUCUUCAACGAAGGAAACCAAUGAGUAGGAAUAUCGACUGAUUGAUCGGCAGUCUGUUAAAGUACCCUCUGCACGUAUAUGUUUGCCCGGUGCUGCGAAUCUGAAUCACGAACGUAAUCUAACCAUCUGACAGAGAAAAGUAGAUAAUCCUUUUCAUCGAUCGAACAAGAAGUGAUUUCAAGCUAUUUUUAUUCCAUAUAAAUCGGAUAGCUUGUCCAGAAAUGUGAACCCUGACUUUUUUCAAAUGUCGAUAAAAUUAAUUAUCUGAACCACGCACAUCGUGCACGGUGUUGGCAGAAUGUAGACGUAAAGAAAAAAAUUUCCUUAAGCUUCGCACAUCAGUCAAAUAAUUCUCCUUUUGAACACUUAACUUCAUCAUUGUUGCUGUACAUAAAACUGUCUGAUGGAUAUGAAAACCUGUAUUGAGAAUUAGGUUGUCCGUUAAGUAGAAGCUAUACAAUCAUAGAAUGAAAAAUUAAUAAACACGCGUGAAUAUAAACAAAAUUUAUCUCGAAUCAAAAUGAAACAACACGUAAGAAAAUAGGCGGUAGCUGAUUAAGUAAAGAAAUUAUUAUGUUCAAGAAAUUCGAAUGUCAUGUUAACACAUCUUUCCUCGUCAACACAUUAAUACCCUUCACACGUGUUGAAUUAUCAAUCGACCAAUAAAAAAAAAGAAAAAAAUGGAAAAAGAAAUCUCAUCGAUCAAGUUAAACUCGGCUGUCGUGAAGGCAAACCGCACAUGGAGAACCGUGCGUCUAGUCUUGGUAGAAAGAGGCCAAGCUUUCGAUCGUCUAUCAGUCCUAAGGGGAACUUUCGCGGUUGGAUUCCUUAGAGCAGUGGCAGAACCUAUGUCUACGUGUGUUUCUCGCUAUCCUGGGAACGUGUCUUUCGUAUGAGGAAGGCGGGUCCUACGGUUCGCGAUGGCGGAGGGCACGUGAGCCCUGACGGGCGCAUGCGAACCAACCCUAAAGCUUACGGCAAUCGAGAAAGGAUGCCUUUAUCUCUCUCUCCCUCUCUCUCUAUAUAUAUAUCUCUUUCUCCCUCCAGCUAUCGCCAUCCCCGUUUUCACCCUCUCGUUUCAGUCUCGUCGGUGGCGAACCGUGUAGCCCCUCGUGUGCCAGUCUGCACCGAGAUUCCGGCGCGAAUCGUUCUUCUUCGUCGCGGCGUCACGCCAACUCCUAGAUGGAUGUUGCUGAACCGCAUUCUCGUGUCAACGAUUUACAUCGUCGCGCAAUUCCUCGCAGUCUGUCCAGCCUUCGUGGAAGGACGGCAAUCGAGGAAUCUGGAAAUAUUGGGGCAAAUAUCGGGUCACCAUCACGGCACGCAGUAUGCAUCGAUAUCGGACAAUUACAAGAACAACUCAGACCUGCCCAGGUUCGCUGAAGAAAUUCAGAACGUGACCGUAAGCAAAGGUCGAGAUGCUUUGUUAGCCUGUAUAGUGGACAAUCUACGAACCUAUAAGGUGGCAUGGGUGCGCGUCGAUACACAGACAAUCCUGUCCAUCCACCACACCGUGAUCACGCAAAACCCACGGAUAUCAUUGUCGUACAACGACCACCGAACAUGGUACCUUCAUAUAAAAAAGGUUGAAGAAGUGGAUCGUGGAUGGUACAUGUGUCAGGUGAACACAGAUCCGAUGAGAAGUCGACAAGGCUACCUGGAGGUUGUAGUGCCGCCUUCCAUUAUCACGAAGGAAACGAGCACAGACAUGGUCGUCCGCGAAGGCUCGAACGUGACGUUGACGUGUAAAGCUUCAGGCUAUCCUGAACCUUACAUCAUGUGGCGCAGAGAAGAUGGAAAGAACAUAAACUACAACGGGGAUAACGUAAACGUGGUGAAUGGCGAGGUGCUGCAUAUUGUGAAGAUAAGUCGAUUGCACAUGGGAUCAUACUUGUGCAUCGCUUCGAACGACGUUCCACCGCGAGUUAGUCAACGCAUAUCUCUUCGUGUGCAGUUUCCUCCUAUGCUUUCGAUACCAAACCAGCUGGAAGCGGCAUAUAUUGGACAAGAUGUCACGUUGGAAUGUCACACCGAAGCUUACCCUACCUCGAUUAAUUAUUGGACGACCGAACGCGGUGACAUGAUCGUCUCUGGCAAUUACCAUUCUAUUGUAGGCGAUAAAUAUGAGGCGGUUUCCACCGACAACGGCUACAACAAGUACAUGAUGCUGAAGAUUAGAAAUGUCGGCCCGAGGGACUUUGGUUCAUACAAAUGCGUGGCGCAAAAUUCUCUUGGCGGAACAGACGGUGACAUCAAAUUGGAUGAAAUCCCAGCACCAUCAACCACGUCUACUACACCACCACCUUACCACGUGACCUCAUCAAUGAAGAAGAAUGGUAGAAACGGUAACAAGAAAUUACAACGACCUAUCGACUACGAGGUCGAGGAAUGGCGAAAUUCAGAUUACGACAGAGAUUACGAUCCACCAUCGAUGAGGCCGCCAGGCGAGCUUCCGGUCGACGCUCUAAGUCCGGGCGUUUCCCAUCGGGCUCAACUCGUUCUUCAUCUUUUGGUGAGUCUGCUGUCACUGCUACUUCCAGCCAUCAGAAGGUGAUUCUCACGUCGCGGGAACGGGGCUUCCAGUUCUAGUGUUUAUUGGACGGUGACCAGACCGGAGACGGCUACCAGUUUCCGGUACGCCGGCUUCGGCUGGAUGAUGGACGAGUGCGACGAGACAAGACGCGCUUGAAAUUAUUUUCAUACUAAACGUAGACGUAUACAGAGAGCAAAAAAAAGAGGAUAUUAUAUAUAAUAUAUAUAAAUAUAAAUAAAUAUAUAUAAAUAAAUAAAUAUAAAUAUGAUAUGUUGUGUAAGUAUACUUACAGUGAGUAUGAAGGAAUUCCUAGGCUUUUAUGAAUGACGAUGAUUUUGUGGCGCGCGACAUCUUUGCAUUCGAGAAAAGACUUCGUCCUCUCUUGUCAUGUGUGAAUCGAGUAUUCGCGUUUAGGAAAAGAGAAAAGACAAAGAAAAGAGACGAAAAAGUAGAACUUUUCGUAUCGACUAGAAGGAUUUGAUUGCGUAUGAUAAUAGGUUACGCCAACGGUUUUCAGCCGAUAUUAACGCGACACAUUGAUGUUCCGCAAGAAAUUCGACGGUUGUGUCGUCUGGUAUAACGCGUUAUCGCUUUAAGUGUUCCGCCAAAACCGAGUUUUAUAAUCAAACGUGUGUCGCGAAUUUUCCCGAGGCGGCUGAGAAUCACUGGCCUCGAAACGACUCGAGUAGUUCCGUUAGUUCUGUAGUAUUACGAACUCGUCUAUACGAGUUUCUUCGUUUCUUACCUAUGUAAAUACCAUUGAUUUCACGAUUCUCCAAGAUGAUUCAGCGUUCUAUAGAUAUUCUCCUCCAUUGUAAAGUUCGAUCGUUACUCGCGUUCAUUUCAUUAUCGUUAUAUCGUUCACGUUGGUUAAAAAGACGAAUGUUCCUCUUUGUAAAACCAAACACAUACUUCUCUUGUAUCAUGGGGACAAAAAUUUCUUUUAUCAUCGAACAAGAAUAAUUAAAAAUUGUUCUGAAUCGUAGUAAGUCCAAAAAAUGGGAUGACAAAGUACGUAAAUCAAUUCGGUUCGACAAGAAGAAAAAUUAUUUUCUAACGAUUUUACGUACUUUCCAUCCGUAAAACCGAUCUCAUAGCUCGUGAAACGAACAACCAGUUGUCAACAUUGAGUCCUCAUCGAUGCAUUUCGUAACACGAUGACGUUAGUUAUAAUCUAGUCGAGCGAACAAGGCACAACUGUAUUUCGGUACAUGUAAUGAUAUAUACGUACGCAUGAAAGAAUAAACGAAAAAUGCAUAAUUAUCCAUUAUAUACACAGGAACAUAUAAUAUACAUAAUAUAUCGAAUCGUAGUUGUGUUGAGAUACGCGCUCUUAGGUUUCAUCAUUAGCUGUUUCUGACUGGCGCAAACGUGCAUGCACUGAUACAAAACGCUAGUCGUACAUACGUAAACAUUGCGGACGCGUUCGCGAAUGCGAUUCGACGCGAUUUAAGAUAAAAAUCGUGUGAGUUAUUGCAUACUAGAAGCGAAGAAACACGAUGAUGAUGAUGAUGUUGCGUAGCCCCGAAUCAUCGACGACGGUGUCUUCGUGCAGAGAGCUUCGUCGUUUCAGUUUCAAUUACGCAUCAGCGAAGAGAAUUCGUGGUCCUCCUGCAAGGCUACACGUCGAUGACAAUAUUUUUAGCUUUAACGAGACUUAAAGUAGAUUUAACGAUCUAUAGAGCGAACAAUAUCAGGAAAAUUAGUCAUCAAUUAAUGAAACAUGGGCCAUUUUUCGAUAGAAUCCUUGACCCAUUUUGCUUUCUUCUGCAUGAACAAAUUUAUUUUUACUACUCUUGAUUCGCAUAAUUUUCUGUAAAUACCAAAUAAGGAGAAGCUUUAAACGAUAUUUUGAACCUUUGUGAUGCAAGUUCACAGAAGUCUAUUUCGAGUUUCGUUCGAGUCUAACGUAGAUCUGGUAACAACAGUGUAGAUGCAGUGCACUUGGAAAGUCUUGAAUCGCCCAUUUUUAUCAGAAGAAUUCGUUAAUGUUUUCGUUCUUUCGUUUGCGAAACGAAUUUUCAUAUUUUUUCGGAUAAUCUUACUUCUUAGUAACACAGUGACUUCUAUGAAACUUCUACAUUUUAAUUUCAGUUAUUUUAAAAAGAUUUUCAUAGGAUCCUUGUAAAUAAUCCUCCAGUCUUAUAAAAUUCACAAGAAGAGGGUCAUUUCGUUUUUAUCAUUCUGUCUGUCACUUGAUAUUGCUAGAUGAUUCGAAACUUUUUAAAUGGAAGUGUAUAUGUUCGAAAGAGCUGUGUGGCAUUUUGACAUGUUAUUAGAGUUCCGUACGGAACUCGAGUAUAAAGCACGAGAAAGAAACGUAACGCGUCUUUGCCGAUUGAUUGUUCUGUAAAUAUUGUAGAUACGUUAUGCUGUGAUUAAUCUGAAUCGUCGUCUAUUAAUCACGGUGAUGAUUCGAGGCUGCGAUUGUUGAUGCAAAAAAAAGUGCAAAAAGGCAAGUGUUGUGAAUAGCGUAUUACAGCGACCGUACGAAAUGUUAUGGCGAUGAUCGUAUGAGAAACAUCGUUCAGUAGAAAAGAAAAACAAAAAAAAAAAAAAGAAAAAAAUACGAGUCGAGGCUACAGCGAUUAUAGAUAUGUCGUAUUGAAUUAUUAUAAUAACGUUAUUAAUGUAUCAUGCCCGAUGGUUUCACUAUGUCGAACGAUUUUUAUGAGUUACAACCGGAUAUCGAAAAACGAUCCGUAAAACGAGCAUUAGAAAUAGAUGGUGAAAUUGUCGGACUGAAUAUCUUAAUAAAUCGAAUACACGACUGCCAUUAUAAA